This is a messenger RNA of Ananas comosus (pineapple), 1498 nucleotides long. RefSeq names its product probably inactive leucine-rich repeat receptor-like protein kinase At3g28040. Gene Ontology annotation, molecular function: protein binding. The annotation marks the transcript as partial. NCBI's taxonomy places the organism in Eukaryota, Viridiplantae, Streptophyta, Magnoliopsida, Poales, Bromeliaceae. The transcript has 2 exons. The record is from RefSeq and is a predicted model, not a curated record.
UUAUUUGGACAUCCGUGGCUGUAAAUUAGGCAGAUUCCCCUCAUGGCUUCAGACGCAGAAGCCUCUAACCUACCUCGAUCUAUCUUCUACGGGCAUUUCAGAUUCAGUGCCAAAUUGGUUUUGGAACUCAAUGACCAAUCUUUCAACUGUUUAUCUCGCUAAUAAUGAGCUUCAUGGUGUGCUACCCAACUUAAUAAAAUUCAGUGAUGAUGCGGAUUUAAUUAUUGAUUUAAGUUCCAACUUCUUUGAGGGACCAGUGCCCAUUUUCCCCUCAAACACAGCAGAACUGGAUUUGUCAAACAAUUCAUUUGUGGGUCCUAUUCCUGAUGGUAUUUUUCAGCUAUUGCCUAAUUUAAGUGCACUUUUGUUGUCGAUGAAUAAAAUAAAUGGUGAAAUCCCCAUGUCUAUCUGUAAUUCACAAUUCAUUACCAUAUCAAUCACAGACAAUAAUUUAUCAGGAGAACUCCCCAAUUGUCGAAAUAAUACUCGAUUAGAAGUUUUGGAGCUUUCAAAUAACAAUCUCUUCGGAGGAAUACCCAAAUGGCUUUGUGAAUUGCCUCGAUUUCAAUCCUUGCACCUAAGAGAAAACAGUUUAUCUGGAGAGCUUCCCCCACUCUUAAAGACCUGCAAGAGUCUAGAAAUUCUUGAUCUUGGUGGUAACAUAUUUACAGGAAGGAUACCAGCAUGGCUUGGAGAGCUCUCGUCUCUUAAGAUUCUUAGUUUAACAUCAAACAAGUUUGUUGGCCAAAUUCCGACAGAACUCUCUAAUCUUACUGCUCUCCAAAUCUUGGACCUCUCAAACAACAAUCUUUUGGGGCCGAUACCGAUGAGCUUUGGCAACUUCAUGGCCAUGAGGAACCCUCAUACGGAAAUUGGAUUCAUCCUAAACAACACAAUAGGUAAUGCCUAUGAGAAUAUGAUAUUGGAUUUCAAAGGAAGAGCAGAUCGAUAUGGUAGCAUUCCUCUUUCGCAGAUUAUGAUAUUGGAUCUCUCUAGGAAUAGCUUGUCAGGAAGCAUACCCUAUGAACUAACAAAUCUUCUUGGAUUGUUGAUAUUCGACUUGUCGAGUAAUGAUCUAAUGGGACAAGUACCAGCCCAGAUCGGCGAUCUGACGCAGCUAGAAUAUCUUAACUUGUCGAGAAACAAGUUAUCAGGAGCAAUUCCUUCUGGCUUGUCCAACUUAAGCUUUUUGGGCUUAUUGGACCUAUCGUACAACAACUUCUCGGGAAGAAUUCCGACCGGAAAGCAGAUGGAUACAUUCACGAAUCCUAAAAUAUAUGUCGGAAACCAAUAUCUUUGCGGAUUCCAAAUAAAUGUGAGUUGCACAGGCAAUGAAGGCGAAGCUGAAGGCCCGACAAUUGGCCAGUCAAAUCAAACUCCAACUAAUGUUUCAGAAAAUGAAGACAAAAAUCGAAAAGAGAUCUUACUCCUUUGCCUUAUUACAAUAGCAGGAUUUGCCGUUGGGUUUUGGACUAUUACUGGAGUUCUAUUGGUGUAA